Messenger RNA from Vicugna pacos (alpaca), 4735 nucleotides. RefSeq names its product Fc receptor like 5 (gene FCRL5). Gene Ontology annotation, cellular component: external side of plasma membrane. Gene Ontology annotation, biological process: cell surface receptor signaling pathway; immune response. The record is from RefSeq and is a predicted model, not a curated record. Gene Ontology annotation, molecular function: transmembrane signaling receptor activity. Lineage: Eukaryota; Metazoa; Chordata; Mammalia; Artiodactyla; Camelidae.
AUGUGCUUUAUAAAAACCCUAACAUUUAUUUUUUCACUCUGACCACAGGGCAGGAAAUUUUGAUUAGUAGUUAAAUAUGGGUAUGUCCACUUCCUUUUUUCUGAUUUACUAGGGCACCCUGCUCUUGAAAAAAGCAGUUUCUCAGCUGUGCUCCUUGAGGCUAGUGUGACAGUAUACUACUGUAAGAUCAAAACCAAACCUGUAAUCCCUCAGAAAACCUCUCUUUUGUUCUCAGCCCUGGGCAGGCCAGGUCUUCAUGCUGCUGUGGGUGUCGCUCCUUGUCCUGGCUCCCGUCACUGGACAGUCUGUCACGGAACCAAAACCUGUAAUUUCCCUCCAUCCUCCAUGGACCACCGUUUUCCAAGGAGAGAGAGUGACACUGACUUGUAAUGCAUUUCACUUCAGUGCAAAGUACCGUUGGUACUUUGAGGAAACUUCAUAUGAAACCUUCAGCAACACUCUUGAAGUUCAAAAUUCUGGAGAGUACAGAUGCCAGGCCCAGAAUUCACCCCUAAGUAAUCGGGUGCCCCUGCUCUUUUCUCCAGCCAACCUGAUCCUGCAGGCUCCACUUGACGUGUUUGAAGAGGAAUCCGUAGUUCUGAGAUGCCAAACAAGGGCAAAAGCAGGACUAAAUGCUGUAAUGCUGUACAAGAAUGGAAAAUUCCUGAAAGCCCUUGAAAACAUCUCUGACUUCACUAUUCAUCAAGCAAGUCUGAAAGACAAUGGUAUAUAUCACUGUACUGGAGUUAAGGAAGAUGGUCACUAUGUUUCUUCAAACUCAGUGGAAAUCCAAGUCCAAGAGCUGUUUCCACCCCCUGUGCUGACAGCAAGCCCCACCAACUUCAUCGAGGGGAGGGCGGUGACCCUGACCUGUCUGACCCAGCCCGUUCCACAGAGGCCAAAUGUACAGCUCCAGUUCCAGUUCCUCAGAGAUAGCUGGACCCUGGAAUCAGACUGGCGCAGCUCCCCAGAAUUCCAGAUCACCACCAUAUGGAGAGAAGACUCAAGGUCUUCCUACUGGUGCCAGGCACGGAGAGUGACUUCCCUUGUCCACAAAAAGAGCCAGAGAUUCCAGAUGCAUGUGCAAAGCGUUACUGCCGAAAUCCGAAUAUACACCUACCCAGAGUUGCCACUUAAAGGGCAGAAGCUGGUUAUCAUCUGCUCAGUAGGUGGAAUCCAAGAGCCCAUCACAUUCUUCUGGUACAAAAGAACCAACAAGCUGAGCCGGAGAACAAAGAUUCAUACUUCCUCAGAAAGAGAGUUCAGGAUCCCUGUGUUGACAGACAGCCAUGCUGGAGAGUAUUGCUGUGUUGCCAGAAACCGUCACCAAUCCUUCUUCAGCGACUUAGUGACAGUCAAUGUGAAAGUUCCUGUGUCUCCUCCCAUCCUCACCCUCAGCCCUCCUGGUGCCCGGACUCUUGAAGGAGAUGUGGUGACACUUCUCUGUGAAGUUCAGAGAGGUUCUCUGCCCAUCUCGUAUCAGCUUUUUCGUAAAGGUGUGUUGCUCAAGAAGAUAGGAGCCACUUCAUGGAGGACAACCUCCUUUCAGUUAUUUCUGACUGAAGAACAUUCUGGAAACUACUACUGCACAGCUGACAAUGGCUUUGGUCCCCAGCACAGUACAGCCAUGAGCCUCUCUGUCUAUGUUCCAGUGUCUCGCCCUGUCCUCACCCUCAGGACUCCCAGGGCCCAGACUGUGGAGGGGAACAUGGUGGAGCUUCACUGUGAAGCCCAGAGAGGCUCUCCUCCGAUCCAGUACCAGCUUUUCCAUGAAGAUGUCGCCCUGGAGAGCAGCUCCAGCCCUUUUGGCAGGGGAGCAACCUUCAACCUCUUUCUGAAGGCAGAGCAUUCUGGGAACUACAUCUGUCAGGCCAACAAUGGCCUGGGGGUCCAGCGCAGUGACACAGUGUCACUCAGUGUCAGAGUUCCAGUGUCUCGCCCUGUCCUCACCCUCAGGACUCCCAGGGCCCAGGCUGUGGAGGGGGACAUGGUGGAGCUUCACUGUGAGGCCCAGAGAGGCUCUUCCCCAAUCCUGUACCAGUUUUUCCAUGAGGAUGUCGCCCUGGGGAGCAGAUCCAGCCCCUCUGGAGGAGGAGCGCCCUUCAACCUCUCUCUGACGGCAGAGCAUUCUGGGAACUACUCCUGCAAAGCUGACAAUGGCCUGGGGGCCCAGCGUAGUGAGGUGAUGACACUCAGUGUCAUAGUUCCAGUGUCUCGCCCUGUCCUAACUCUGAAGGUUCCCGGGGCCCAGGCUGUGGAGGGGGACAUGGUGGAGCUUCUCUGUGAGGCCCAGAGAGGCUCUCCUCCCAUCCUGUACCGGUUUUAUCAUGAGAAUGUCACCCUGGAGAGCAGUGUAUCCCACUCUGGACAAGGAGUGUCCUUCAACCUCUCAGUGACUGCAGAACAUUCUGGGAACUACUCCUGUGAGGUUGACAAUGGCCUGGGUCCCCAGUGCAGUGAGGCAGUGACACUUCACAUCACUGGGCUGACAGGGAGCAGAAUUGGCCCUGUUGCCACCGGUGUCACCGGGGGGCUGCUCAGCAUCAUGGGUCUUGCUGCCGUGGCACUCCUGCUCUAUGGCUGGCCCCUAAGAAAAGCAGGAAGAAGGCCUACCUCUGACUCCUCCAGGAACCCUUCAGACUCGGAUUCCCAAGAGCCCACCUACCACAAUGUACCGGCCUGGAUAGAACUGCAGCCAGUGUACAGCAAUGUAAAUCCCAAAGGAGGAGACAUAGUAUACGCAGAAGUCCAGAGCAUUCCGGGGAAGAGCAAACAUGCAGUGGCCUCCGCACCAGGGCUUCUCAAGAACACGAUGAGUCCCACGACCUGUUUACCCUCCCACCUCCGGCCCGCCAGCCUCUGGCCCUCAGCUGCGUGCUCUCUCCCCCAGGAUUCCUCUGUCAUCUACUCCCAGGUGAAGGGCCCUUCAACCCCAGCCUCUGUGCCCCAGCUCAUGGCUCCCUCGGCUCCUCACAGAUGAGUCGACACAGCUCCCAACUGCUGUCUCAGCCUCUGCACCCCAAAGCCAUCCUUGGGGGAGAAGGGACACCCAGGUGGGAAGAGUUAAAAGACCCCAGGCCACAUCCAGUGGCCUCUGUGUCAAGUGCCCACACCCUAGACUGCACAGAACUCAGGGCCCUGCAGGACUCCAGCCUAUUUGUGAAUGACAGCCAUGCCCUAGUGGUCCUUUUUCCUAAUGACAUGUUGCUCUCAACCCAGGGCCCCGCUGAGUCUCCUGGCUUCCUUAGUGGGCUUCAGCUUUGGUCACUCUUCUGAGUCCUGCUCACACACACAUCCCCACCAUUUCUCUAUGAGACCCACUCCUGAACUCUGCUGUAGACAACCUGCUCUCAGUGGGUGAUUUUCUCAGUUACCAUCAGCUUGGUGGGGCUACUGUGGGGCUCUGCUAAACAGGACAGCACACGCCCCCAGAGACGCAUGCCCUGGGCUCACUAUGGACCUCCCCACACUGGGACGGCAGGAUGGGACUUCUGCUCCCCAUCUGCCCGUCUGAAACUCUAAGCUCAGCUCCUGACACUGGGCCAACUUCUCUCCUGCCCAUGCGCCACUGUCUACACGCCCCAGGAAGUGGAUUUCAUACCCUGGGAACUAGAUCCUUUCCAUCCUGCCAGAAGUAACCCGGCACAGUCAUGGCCAGGAGGACCAGAGAUGCAAGUGAAAUGCAUAUUGGAAUAUAGGAGAUGUUCUAUUACUGUAUGAUUGAAUGAAUAAAUGAAUGAAUGAGGAAGAUAGUAUGGGUCAUUACAAUGCAUUCUUGCCAGAAACUGGUAUCUGAUCCACUGUGCUCCCUAGGAAAUCAAGGAAGUACUCUUUUCUCCUCCCUGAGUAGGAAAUAAACUAAGGAAAGGAGUUUGGGUGAGAAAAGCUCCCUUCAGAAAGCAGGAAGCGUUCUUAAACUUUAAAGUGCUUAUGGUUCACCUGGGGAUCCUGUUAAAGGCAGACUCUCACUCAGUGGGUCUGGGCAGAGGCUAAGAUCCUGAAUUUAUAACAAGCUUCUGCAAGAUACUGACGCUGCCGAUCCUAGGACCGUACUGAGUACAGGGCCCCGUGGGUCUUGGCAGAGGCCCAUGGAGAAGCACCACGUGCUCUGGCAACCCACUGCCCAGCUCCGUGGGGGCCAUUCACACAGACCACAUGCUCCCCACGCUGCCCUUCCACUAGAAGGCCACCCGCUGCUGUUCCUGACAGAACUUCUCUGUGACAUGCUAGGUUUCUUCCCCAACCCUGGGUAGGGAAAAAGUAGCUUCCACCAUCUUUGUUUCCCCACCCCCAGGCCUCACGCGUUUCCACGAAGGGAAUUAAAAAAUACAUCUCCUCCAUUCAAAGUUGAUCAACCUCACCUUUGAGCCAUUGGCAUAUUUUAUUCCAUUUUUAGGAUGAGCAUCACACCUUAUCUUAAUCUCCACUCUCCAGGGGAUUGUACAGGGGCUCAUGUCCAAGCUCCAUUGACCUGGAAUAAAAUCCUUCAAGGGACUUUCAAGGGCCUUCUCCACCUGGCACCACCUACUUCCCUCUCCAGACUUUCCCAAGGUGGUUGCCCUCCACACCCUUCCCUCAGUCAUGGGAUAACCUUCCCCAUUUUCUAGCACAGCCUCUCUGCACUUCCUCCUCCUGGAAGGCCUUUCCCCGUCAUUUGUAUAUACUAGAAUCCUGCUCAUUCCCCGGGCCCCAACUUAAAGGUCAGCUCCUAUCAGAAUUUAUCCGUCUCUCCUUU